AUGUUCCGCGCCGCUGCUCUCCUCGCUUUCUCCUUCCUAGCCGUCUCGUACGGCCAACAAGUCGGCACGCUCACAGCUGAGACACACCCCACGCUCAGCAUACAGCAAUGCACUGGAGCGGGCAGCUGCCAGACCCAGUCUCGCGCAGUUGUGCUCGACUCGAACUGGCGCUGGCUGCACACCACGUCCGGCAGCACCAACUGCUACACCGGCAACGAGUGGGACGCCUCCCUCUGCCCUGACCCCGCCACCUGUGCGUCCAACUGCGCGCUCGACGGUGCGGAUUACUCCGGCACGUACGGUAUCACCACCUCCGGCAACGCGCUCACGCUCAAGUUCGUGACCAAUGGCCCGUACUCGACCAACAUCGGCUCGCGUGUCUACUUGAUGGAGUCUGAGAGCGCGUACCAGAUGUUCAACUUGAAGAACCAGGAGUUCACGUUCGAUAUCGACAUGUCGCAACUUCCAUGCGGUCUCAACGGUGCUCUGUACUUCUCCCAGAUGGAGGCUGACGGAGGCAUGUCCAAGUUCUCCACUAACGCCGCUGGCGCAAAAUAUGGAACUGGAUACUGUGACUCUCAGUGCCCCCACGACAUCAAGUUCAUCAACGGAGAGGCAAACGUCGCAGGAUGGGAACCUUCCCCCAACGACCAGAACGCCGGAAAGGGACAGUACGGCUCAUGCUGCGCUGAGAUGGAUAUUUGGGAGGCUAACUCCAUGGCUGCCGCGUUUACCCCCCACCCGUGCACUGUCAAAGAGCCCACCCGCUGCGAAGGCAAUGACUGUGGUGAUGACGAUAACAGAUAUGGUGGCGUGUGCGACAAGGAUGGAUGUGACUUCAACUCCUUCCGCAUGGGCGACCAGACCUUCUUAGGCCCCGGUAAGACUGUCGACACCAACUCGAAGUUCACAGUCGUCACUCAGUUCGUUACCGCCGACAACUCCACGAGUGGUGCUUUAACUGAAAUCCGCCGCCUCUAUGUCCAAAAUGGCCAAGUCAUUCAGAACUCGAAGGUCAACAUCCCAGGCAUGGACGCAUCCUUGGACUCCAUCACCGAGGACUUCUGCACUUCGCAGAAGACGGUCUUUGGUGACACCAACUCUUUCCAGGACAAGGGCGGGCUUGCCGCUAUGGGUGAUGCCUUCCAGGCUGGCAUGGUUUUGGUCAUGAGUAUCUGGGACGACCAUGAGGCUAAGAUGCUCUGGCUCGACAGCAACUACCCCCUCGACAAGGACGCAUCCGAGCCUGGUGUUGCACGAGGAACUUGUGCCACCACCUCUGGUGAACCCACCGACGUCGAAUCUCAGAGCCCCAAUGCACAAGUCACCUUCUCCAACAUCAAGUUCGGGCCCAUUGGGUCUACUUUCUAA
Pleurotus ostreatus (oyster mushroom) is the source of this 1371-nucleotide messenger RNA. Its product is annotated as Exoglucanase 1. The transcript is spliced from 4 exons. NCBI's taxonomy places the organism in Eukaryota, Fungi, Basidiomycota, Agaricomycetes, Agaricales, Pleurotaceae. The coding region runs from base 1 to 1371 and encodes 456 amino acids. Gene Ontology annotation, molecular function: hydrolase activity, hydrolyzing O-glycosyl compounds. Gene Ontology annotation, biological process: carbohydrate metabolic process. The record is from RefSeq and is a predicted model, not a curated record.